Ceratina calcarata is the source of this 1839-nucleotide messenger RNA. RefSeq lists its product as uncharacterized. The record is from RefSeq and is a predicted model, not a curated record. The transcript has a single exon. Bases 131 to 1327 code for a protein of 398 amino acids. NCBI's taxonomy places the organism in Eukaryota, Metazoa, Arthropoda, Insecta, Hymenoptera, Apidae.
AUAUCGUACAGAACAGUCGACUGUCAGUUCUCUGCACACUCAGCAGCACAGUGUUCGCCGCGUCGGCGAUCGAGACAGCUCCAACUACACUCGGGACAAUUCAGUCGCUCUAUUCAUUGGUGAUGCGAUCAUGGCCGAGCAAGUGGAGGAGUAUCGUUCGUGGCUGGACCCCCUGAUUCAGAAGAUUUCACCUAAACUGGGCGAGGAUUUCACCGACGUGCAAUACAAAAUAUCCGUUCCCACUGAUUCGCACUUCCUGUCGAGAUUAAUACUCGUGGAAAUCAUCGCCAAUAACAGCAAAGAAGAGAAGAAAGUAAAUUUAGUAGUGAAGAGGCCAUCCUUGGUGGAGGCUGUUAGAAAAAUGCUAAACAGCGAUCAACAGUUUCACAAUGAGAUUUUAUUUUAUAAGAAAUACGCAACAGAUAGAACAGACUUUUCCCGUUGCAUUUAUGCCGACGAGAAGCCGCCGGUGGACUCUGUGAUUGUUUUAGAGAACGUGAUAACCCGGUACGGCUACCAUCUCCAACGGGUGAAACAAGAUAUUCCUAUGGAAUACGCCAUUGCUGCGUGCAAGGAACUCGCACGAUUCCACGCGAACGCGUACGCGAUGAAGGAACAGCGUAAGGAAGAAUUCUUUGAUAUCAUAAACAAUAUCAGGGAGGAUAGAUUCCAUGAGCACGGGGAUGUUACUAUUGUUAUACAAGGAACAGCUGGCCGAGCUGUGGAGUAUCUUCGGGAUCAAAGUUAUGAUCAACGAUUCUGUGAUAAGAUGGACGUUUUAUUUGAAAACGUAUAUAAGACGGUGAUCGAGGAACAACUUCAACCUGAAGAACCACUGGCAACGCUAUGUCACGGUGAUUUCACUAUGAACAAUAUGAUGUUUAAAAGGGAAAAUGGAGAAAUAAAGACAUUGCUAAUUGAUUUUGCAACAAUUAGAUACAGCUCGCCUGCAAUAGACAUUUCUACAUUGUUGUGUUUGCAUUGCGCGAAAGACUUUGAUCAAGCUAUGCUGAACAAUAUCUUAAAAGUGUACCAUGACUCUUUGACACAAUGUUUAAAAGAGGCUGGUGUCGAUUGUGAAAAGUAUUCGUACGAAGCUUUCUAUGAGGAUUACAAGAAGAAGGGACUGUUUGGGUUUUUUAUUGCCUCGUUCUUUCUGGUCGUAGUGAUGAACAAAUUAUUGAUUAACCCGGAAGAUUUACUAAAUAUAAGCGUUGAGGAUGUUGUUACGAUGUUAUGCCAAGCUGGAGGAGAUGAAGUUUCGAAGAUUUUAGCGAACAUGCUGCUGACGUUGAAGGAAUUCGGUUGUCUUGAUCAUCUGCUUUAGUUAAUUUGUAUUAUUUACUUUUGAGAAUGGAUGUACGUAUAUGUGAUUUAUUGAAAUUAAUAUGUGAAUAUAAUAUAAUGUUUUUUACUUUCUCAUCGAGAAAUAUUACUUACAAAAUGUGCUGAUGUAUUUUCAUGUAAAAUAUUUUUCUAUAAAACACUUUACAAUAUUGUAUUUUGCUAAUCACUAUUUAAACAAUUAUUGUGAUUUGUAUUCCCUGUAAAGCACAGUGUAAAUUAUGAUUAUGUUAGAAUGAGUUUUGCAUAGAUAAGUUGUUUCGUUUGUAUACAUAGCGCGUGUCAUCGCAAACUUGUGAUAACACGUCAUAAAAGUGCCUUCCUAAACAUUGCAUACAAUAAAUAUCGAUAUCAAUAAACAAUAAUUUCCUGUUUAUGUAAGAAAUGCUCAUACUGAUAAAGAACUAUUUGUAAACUAUUAUAAAAAAGUAACUGUUAAGGCCUCCCCCAACGGGGGGAGUAUGUUUAACCGCGGAAUAAACAAUUUGACCGCUA